AUGGCAUCGCCAGGAAACCGCCUUGGUGCCAGUCCGCCAAGCGGCUCAGCCUCGGCUGCGAUACUGCUCAACAGGCAGUUCAAACAGAUGCAGACAGAUAAGGACAUCCCAGGCAUAAGUUGUGGACUAGUUGGCGACAGUGUCUUUGAGUGGGAAAUCAUGAUCAUGCUGGACGAGGAGCAGGACGGUCUGUAUGGAGGCGGCUGCUUCAAAGGCAAUAUGUCUUUCCCGCCUACCUAUCCACAUGCUCCGCCACGUCUUAAGUUUCAGACACCGCUCUUCCAUCCAAACGUCUUCGAGAACGGCGAAGUCUGUAUCUCCAUCUUACAUCCGCCGGGGGACGACAAGUAUGGCUACGAGAGCGCUGCAGAGCGAUGGUCACCUGUGCAGACUCCCGAGACUAUCUUGCUGAGUGUGAUCAGCAUGCUGGGAAGUCCAAACGACGAGAGUCCGGCUAAUAUCGAGGCUGGGAAGUUGUGGAGAGAGGACAAGAAGGAGUUCAAGAAGAAAGUGAGGAAAUGUGUCAGAGAUAGUCAGGAAAACGCUUGGGACUAG
Molecule: messenger RNA, 555 nt
Organism: Recurvomyces mirabilis
Lineage: Eukaryota; Fungi; Ascomycota; Dothideomycetes; Mycosphaerellales; Teratosphaeriaceae
Gene: ubc15
Product: Ubiquitin-conjugating enzyme E2 15
Exons: 2
Coding region: 1-555 (184 amino acids)
Biological process (GO): protein polyubiquitination; ubiquitin-dependent protein catabolic process
Molecular function (GO): ubiquitin conjugating enzyme activity
Source: RefSeq, a predicted model, not a curated record